AUGGAUCUUCCUCAGGAACCCAGGGAAUGGAGUGAAUCCGAUUUGAAGCUCUUCGGAUUAGGAGAAAGAAAAGCCGUCGUUCUUAGAAGGCUUGAUAGCGAUGAGGAGACAUCUAGAGAAGAACUAAGUACGAAGGAGGACUGGGAUAACUGGUUCAGUCGUGCCCCGGGAGUAUCUCCAUCAUGGGACAAGUUUCUCCCAGGGAUUUAUGUCAUGUAA
This is a messenger RNA of Colletotrichum siamense, 219 nucleotides long. RefSeq lists its product as uncharacterized. The transcript is spliced from 3 exons. The record is from RefSeq and is a predicted model, not a curated record. NCBI's taxonomy places the organism in Eukaryota, Fungi, Ascomycota, Sordariomycetes, Glomerellales, Glomerellaceae. The coding region runs from base 1 to 219 and encodes 72 amino acids.